AUGUUCUUUUCAGGGCGAUACUCAGCUCUGCUCAGCAAGGGUUCCAAGACUAGGUAUCAUGAUCAUGCUACGAUUACCGCGCCGCUCUUCACUGGCGAAGCACUUUCUCUUGCUGGAGAGACUGUAUUCCCUCAAUAUGCACUGUAUGGACAUGUGAUCGAGCAGGAAGCACCGGGCUUUGCCUCGACCAUUCAGGUGUCGCAGGUGUUUGUCAAUUCGAACUCCCCCUUCAGCGCUGUGAUAUGUGGAGUGCAGGGCUCCGGGAAGAGUCAUAGCACGAGUGUACUGCUCGAAAGUUGUCUGAUCAAGGAUGACCGUGUCGGGACAUUGGGUGCUCCCCUCAGCGGCCUAUUAUUCCAUUUUGACACGGCUGCCGGCGGGGGCGACGGUGUGCAACCGUGUGAGGCGGCUUACCUGGCAUCACUGGACCCGCUCCGUGGUGAGAAUGCUAUCCCGCCCGCUGUGACUGUCCUAGUUCUGCCCAGUUCGCUCAAGUCCAUGCGAAAAGUUUAUAAAGGACUAUCCGUUGAUGUUCGGCCACUUCAUUUCGCAGAACGAGAUAUCAGUGCGGAACGUCUGCUCUGCAUGAUGAAGGUGGAUGGUGACUCGCAAAUGCCGCUCUAUAUGUCGAAAGUAAUGGCACACCUCCGCAAAAUGGACCAGUUCUCGUAUAGCGACUUCCUUCGUUUUGUGGAGGAGGAAGAAUUCGCCGCUACGCAGAAGGCAAUGCUCAAGCUGCGCUUGGGUCUUUUGGACGCCUGCUUGGAGGGGGGAACAGACGCCAACAGCGUUUCGACGCACUUUGGUCGCGGUAAACUGGUUAUUAUCGACCUGUCAUCGCCAUUCAUGGACGCCUCAUCAGCGUGCGGAUUUUUUGACAUGAUCCUUGGAAUCUUCAUCGAAGCAAAGGUCGACUCAUCGGGGAAGAUUGUUGUACUUGACGAAGCUCAUAAAUAUCUGACUGAACGUGGAGCGUCAUCACGCCUCACCGAGUCGCUUCUGUCUGUGAUACGGCAGCAGCGGCAUCUUCGCACCCGUGUGGUGAUUUCCACUCAAGAACCUACCGUCGUGCCAAGCAAAAUUCUCGACCUAUCUAAGUCAGCCGAUUUAGAUCCGUGGUUCUCCAAGAUCGUAUCUUUAGGAACAGGAGAAGCGUUGGUGUUCGCUUCGUCGGGUUUGAGCGUUCGUGAGCUGCCAGACGGCGCUGUCAAUGGCGCCGAUCGGUCUAUCCAUGGAGUGAAGCAGAUUGCUGCGCUCGGGGCAGGGUAUCUGCAUGUCAAAUCUCGUCUUCGCAUCACCAUCGAUGGCGGACAAUCGAUGCUGGCCAUUCAGGUUCCAGUGCUCGAUUCCGACCUUGGCGAAGAAGAUGAAGCCUCCUCCCAUGCAUCCCACAAAUCGCGGGAUAUCUGCGAACCACAUGCACGCAGUGCUCAUCAUAACGUCACAGCAACCAAGUCUAAUCCAGUACGCGAGGGCAAGCAACGCCUCCAAGAAUCAUCCCCGCCCCCGAAUUGGGCGGAACUGGCAGCCUCCACUCCUACGGCUCAUCCGCCCGUUAUCUCUUCGACCCUCUCCUCCACCUCAUCGGAGGCCGGCUCAUCCACAACGUCAGGGUCUUCUACCAGUGAUGAAGUGCCCAACUUCUCGCCGCUCGUAGAGUUCCUCCAGGAUGCACCGGCGAACAGAGCCAAAUACUCCAUCAUCGGCGAUGCGAUCAGGUCCAAAUAUCCAGGGACCUACCCUGUCGGUAAAGGAGAGUUGACCAAGUACAUCGCACAGGCUGCCGCUUGUGGUAUCGUCACUGUGGGUGGUAGUGGUGUGUACUCCUGGGCCCAGUUGCAAGACGACACUCGACCCUCCCUGGGGCACGACAGCUCUGAAGGCUCCGACUCGGAAGCCUCGUCUGACGGUUGGGCGUAG
This is a messenger RNA of Punctularia strigosozonata HHB-11173 SS5, 1920 nucleotides long. RefSeq lists its product as uncharacterized. Lineage: Eukaryota; Fungi; Basidiomycota; Agaricomycetes; Corticiales; Punctulariaceae. The coding region runs from base 1 to 1920 and encodes 639 amino acids. The transcript is spliced from 10 exons. The record is from RefSeq and is a predicted model, not a curated record.